Molecule: messenger RNA, 3407 nt
Organism: Vollenhovia emeryi
Lineage: Eukaryota; Metazoa; Arthropoda; Insecta; Hymenoptera; Formicidae
Gene: Osi17
Exons: 4
Coding region: 591-2321 (576 amino acids)
Source: RefSeq, a predicted model, not a curated record
GUGCGAAGCGAGAGAUUGAACGUAGCGCGUCUAGACGAACGAGAUAAAAAGAGAGAAGGAGGGUGAAGCAGACAAAACGGGUCAAAGGUGCACGGAGAAGAAGUUACAUGUGAUGAUAGUGAUGCGAAUAAUGGUAGUCAGCAUGACGGUCGACGUCUGCGAUGCAACGUGAUCGAGCAGCCAGCAGAGCUUACGCGCGCACCGAAUCGCCGAGGACCGAAAUCGCGAAGAAGAGGACCAUCGAUGGUCGCUAAGCGGUGGGAGGAGGACGCGGUAGAGUUUUCGGCCACGAAGAAGAGGGGGGAAGAUCGACGUUGAACGGCGGCUCCAAUAAGUAGGAAGGGCGUGUGACGGCCACGGGUAGAUACCAAAGAAACCGACGUGCACGUGGAUUAGUGACGAUGACCCUUUCGCGAAAUCAAAAGUGUACCGGUUCUAGUUACUAAACAAGUAGUUGGUGCCGGUCAUAUUUAUUCAGAGCGUGCAGCACUUCCGGCACGCUACCUCACACUUCUGGUCAUACGUAAAUAAAAGUCAAAUCAAAUAUAUGCGUAUUAUACACACUAAACGUAGUUAAACCACCGCAAGUGAUGCUGAAGAUGUAUCGGGGAACGACAUUAAUCCUGCUGUGUCUUUCGAUGACGCUAUCGUACUCGGAGUUAUUCAGCAACGAGAAACUCAGGCAGUACGCCAAGAUUCUCAGAUUUAACACAUUAAAUGUCAACGAGACCGGAAACGAGCUCUGGCACGGGCUCUUCAAGGACUGCAAGAAGAGAGUGACGUUUUCUUGUAUACAAAAAAAUGCGUACACGUAUCUCGAUAAUGUAUUCAUCGAAAGGGACAAUAUCACCGUCUUCGACGGUCUUAUACUUACGAAGAACAAUAUCACUUAUGACACGUGUCCUAAGACAGAAAGUCGUAACGAUGUUCGCGAGAACCUCAUAGAUGUCGAUACGAAUGACUGUGAGGAACAAGUCGGAGAAAGAAGGACGCAAGGUCGAACGUUUGGUGACAGAUCGCCGCUUGAGGAGAUUACGAACGCUCUGCGACGAAAAACAGUGAAAUUUUUGUCAACUCGUAAUUAUGAAAUUCAACUUCCGCAGUUUUUCUUCGAAGGUGCCACGAUGAAAAUAAGUCCGCGCGAGGUAGACGAGGACGGCGCUCUCCUUAGGAUAGACUUCGGUACCAGUGGUGUACAAGAGCAGGGGCGCAUUUUUAAGAAAAUCAAGAAGUUCAUACAGAACAAAUUGUUGACCAGCUUCCUGGCGCUUCUUCUAAUUAUCAAGCUAAUUAAAGUCAAGUUUCUGUUUAUAAUCCCGUUCCUCUUCGGCGUGGGCGCUGCCAAGAAACUUUUCUUAAAACUGCUGCUCUUCUUCAUACCUGCGUUCGCUCACAUAUUCAAGCUCUGCUCGAGCUAUUAUUCGCACCACGGCACCAAGUUCCAUCAUCAUCACCAUCAGAUAGCGCAUCACCAUCAUCACGUGCCGGUUCCGGUGGCAGUCCCAACGUAUUACGACCACCACUCCGAGCCUCAUCAUAGCUUGGAUGGUUACGCCGACGAUUACGCCCAUCCUCAAGUUCAAUACCGGAAGGAUAUGGAGGAACUGAAGGAAUGGGGCAUCGAGCCUCAGAACGAACCCUACGAGGAAUCCAGUCAGUCUAUAAAUCGCGUAGUCCCGGCCCCGACUUCAGUUUCGGGACUUGUGUAUUCGGGUCCGUACGGACUGCCUCAAUACGCGCCAAACGUGAAGCCGAUCGCGUCGUCCUAUCUGGACAAUUCGGUGGCGGCCGGUGCUCACAAUUUGGCAUAUUCCGCGUACCGACGACCCGCACUGCAGCCAAAUCCCGCCGCUGUACUUUCGAUCAAUCCGGGCCUCGUGUCCGGUGCGAAAGCACCGAUGAAGAACCCUUACGCGGUCUUUGCGCCGAACAUACGCCCGAUUCACCAUCAGCCUCAAAGGUUCUUGACACCCGUCGCACCUGCCAAGAGUCCCUCCGUAUCGAUAUCACGACAAGACACGGAAGACGACUAUUACGGGCCUAUAAUUGCUCGGCUAGAGGAUAUCUUCGAGCAGCUGAGGUUCUACGAAGAGUCGUGUAGAGAGAUGCUCGUUUGCAGCAUGUACAAAAAUCCGGCGGGCUAUUCGCCGCACAGUAAUCUGGUGUCCAACGAACUUUCCAGAGAUCCACAGGAACUGAGGCGUGAUAUAACGGGAAGUACGUCCAGCCAAAAGUUCUACAGAUACAUGAACGCAGCCAGAUACGGUCAAGACGGUGGAGAUUGCCUCAAGACGUAUCCCUGUCACAGUAAUAUUGAAUAAAUGUCCCGUAACGCGAAAUUUAUAGCAACUCGCAUAAUCCGCGAGUAAAUUAUAACGGACACUACAAUCCCGUUUGUGUACAAUGCUGCUGGACAUAUAUAUUUGCUCAAUGAGGCCGAAGAAAUUACAUUAGAAGCUCAGCGUCGUAACGUUGCGUAAUAUCACUAUAAGAAACAACGAUCUACUGCCAUGCAUUAAUUUAUGAAUACAUAUAUGAGACGUGCGUGAAGUCGUGUCAACUCUAAUUUUCCUAUUAGCAAAGACAUUGAGGUGCCCUGCGAACAGACGCGCACUCGUCGUACUAAUUCUAGCAAUUAAUUUUUUAGUUAAUCAAAUGCCGACCAACACAUUCAAUGUAACAUUUUAUUGUAAUUCACGCCAAUUCUCUUCAAAUUUAAUCAUCACAUUUAGCAAGGAGUACAAUCGGUGAAUUUUGUGAUGGCGUGUCGAAGUUUCCGUAGUUUUUUUGACGCGUUGUCACAAAGAUUACUGUCUCCAAGAAUAUCAUUGUUAGGUAAUAAGAUAUGAUGUUGGAUUAUGUGGCAUUUCAUAGGUUAAGCGAGCGUCAUAAGUUUUAGAUUAUGUAAUUAAAAAAUCAUGGUGUUUUAAGAAAUAAUGAGGGAAAUUGUACUAAUUUAAUUGAUUCAUAUCUGGAAAGUACGAAUAACUUAGAAAUUAAAAGAAUAUUUUUAUUUUUGAAACGCAAUAUGACACAUAACUUUUCUUUAAUAUUUAUUUACAAAACAUUUAACAAAUUAGAACAUUUUAUAAUAACUUAGUCUUUUUCAUGAUUACAUGCAAUAGCAUAAAAGAUAUUUAGAUGCCGUAAUAAAUUAAAAAUAUGUUAAAGACAUAUUGCAUUUUUGCAUGAUACGUGUGAUGUUAUAUAAAAGGUAGUGUUUAGUAUUUAAGGACUGCUUAAUUUUGUUAAAUAAUUAAUUGCUGUUAUAUAUUCGGGUGCCAUACCCAAUAAAUGUUAUUUAAACUUUAUCUUAAAUCUUUUAAUUAUUCAAAUAUCGCAAAAACGAUAUAGAAAAUGAACUUUUAAUCAAUUAUGUGGCCUGACCGUGUAUAUUAAUAUAUGUA